AUGGAGCCCGCUGAUACUAAUGAGAAGAAGCAAAAUGGCCACACCAAAAUCCAUGGCCCUGUGGCGGGCGUCUACUUGGCAAAAUCCAAGCAGAAGAUCAGCAUAUACGAAGCCAUGAAGAAACGUCUGCUUAAAUCCGGAACGGCGUUGGCCCUGCUGGAAGCGCAGGUCGCCACAGUAGGUGUCGUAGACCCUGUGAAGAACCAAAUACUUCCAGUCACGGAGGCCAUCAAGGAAAAACUCAUCGGACUUGAGUUGAAGGAGAAGCUCCUCUUUGCAGAGAAGGCUGUCACCGGUUACGUGGACCCUUACACCAACCAAACCAUCUCCGUGUUCCAAGCCAUGCAAAAAGACUUGGUACCCAGAGAUUACGGUUUAAGACUACUUCAAUCUCAAAUCGCCACGCACGGCCUGCUAGAUCCAAUUGAGAAGACAACCCUUUCAGUUGAGUCAGCCAUUCAGAAAGGCUACUACGAGAAAGGUCUACUGGAUGAUGAUCAGAUGUCAGAGUUGAAGGUGUUCUAUGAUCCGAGCACACAACAGCACAUCAACUACAAAACACUUAUCGAGAAGUGUAUUGUGGAACCAGACACAGGUCUGCUUCUUCUCCCCAUCUUCAUCACCUUCAAGGGCUUGAGACGAGGCAUUUCCUCCGCAGAACUCUUUGAAUCCAAGAUCAUUGACAAAGAAAUGUACGAUAACCUGCAGGAAGGGAAGACUACAACCCAGCAAGUGAUGCUGAAUGAGACAGUAAAAGAAUAUCUCCAGGGCAAAGGCAGCAUUUCUGGCAUUGCAAUCCUCUCAUCCAAUCAGAGAUUGAGCAUCUAUGAAGCCAUGAAGCGUAACAUACUGAUGCCUGGGACGGCUCUAGUUCUUCUGGAGGCGCAGGCCGCGACCGGAUUCAUGAUCGAUCCCGUGGAAAACAAAACGUUCACUGUGGACGAGGCUAUAAAAAACAAACUCAUUGGGCCUGAAUAUUACGCCAAGUUGCGUUCCGCCGAACGAGCCGUGACUGGCUACAAAGACCCGUACACGGAAAAAACCAUUUCCCUCUUUCAAGCACUCUCCAAAGAUCUCAUCCUGAAGGAACAUGGGAUCCGCCUCCUGGAGGCACAAAUUGCCACAGGAGGAAUAAUCGACCCCAUCCACAGCCACAGGCUCCCCACAGAGGUGGCCUUCAAAAGAGGCUAUUUUGACCAAGAAAUGAAAGCCAUACUUGAAGAUUCGGGUGAUGACACAAAAGGAUUCUUUGACCCAAACACUGAGGAGAAUUUAACGUACCUUCAGCUGAUGCAAAGGUGUGUCACCGAUCCUGCUACCGGACUCUGCCUCCUUCCUCUUCGAGACAAAUCAGAUGUACUGAACUUCACCUUCAUUGAUUACCAAACUAAGAUGUCCUUCAAACAGAAGAAGGUGAAAGUGGCUUGUGGGAAGUACUCAGGAAUGACAGUAUCUCUGUGGGAGUUGCUGAUGUCAGAAUACUUAGAUGAAAAGCAGCGCAAAGACAUCAUACGGAAAUACCGGGAAAGGAUGCUCACUAUCGAGACGAUUGUCACAACGGUUCUACAAAUCAUUGAGACAUCUGUCAAAAACGCCAAAGUCAUCUUUGAAGGCAUUCGAGAAACAGUCACAGCUAAACAGUUGGUUGAGGCUGACAUCAUCAGCGAGGAGAUCCGAGAUGAUCUGAAAAAAGGUAAGAAGUCUGUUCAAGAUGUAAUUGAGGAUCAAAACCUACAUGUGUACCUCCAGGGUAAAGACAGCAUUGCAGGUGUUCUCCUACCUGACUCCCAGAUCCUGACCAUUUACCAAGCAAGACAGAAAGGCAAACUGAUGCCAGGAACAGCUCUGAUUUUACUCGAGGCUCAAGCGGCAACAGGAUUCAUUAUUGAUCCGAUUGGAAACAGAAAGUUUUCCGUGGACGAGGCUAUCAAAGCUAAGAUUAUUGGGCCCGAUUUUUACCAAAAGUUGCGUUCUGCAGAAAAGGCGGUAACAGGUUACAAAGACCCAUACUACGGGACCACAAUCUCUCUGUUCCAAGCCAUGCAAAAAGACCUCAUCGUAAAGGAUCACGGUAUUCGACUCCUGGAGGCGCAAAUUGCCACUGGCGGCAUCAUUGACCCAGUUAAUAGCCAUCGCAUUCCCGUCCAAGUGGCCUACAAACGUGGAUACUUCAACCAGGAGAUGAAUGAGAUCCUGAGUGAUCCUACUGAUGACACCAAAGGUUUUUUUGACCCCAACACACAUGAGAAUCUCACCUACUUGCAACUCCUGGCCAGAUGUGUCACAGAUCCCAGUACGGGACUCUGUCUCCUGCCACUGAAAGUCAACAACAAAAAACUUUCAGUGGCUGAAGCUGUGGCUCAGAAUGUAGUCGGCAGCGAGAUGAAAAAGAAACUGCUGUCAGCAGAACGGGCUGUCACAGGAUAUACUGACCCCUACACUGGUGAGACCAUUUCCUUAUUCCAGGCCCUGAUAAAAGAUCUCAUCGUAAAGGAUCAUGGAAUCCGUCUUCUGGAAGCUCAAAUUGCCACAGGAGGCAUCAUUGACCCAGUAUACAGUCACAGAGUUCCUGUGCAGGUGGCUUACCAAAGAGGCUACUUUGAUGAAGAAAUGAAUCAGAUUCUGUCUGACCCAGAUGACGACACAAAGGGAUUUUUUGAUCCCAACACGCAAGAGAAUCUGACUUAUCUCCAACUUAUAGAGAGAUGUGUCACUGACCCAAAAACAGGACUUAUUGUACUACCCAUUGUGAAGAAAGGGGAGUUUUAUUUCUAUGUUGAUGAGGCCACAAAACUUAUCCUGAAAUUAAGGACAACCACUAAAGCAGGAGGAAAGUAUCAAGGAACCACGGUGUCACUGUGGGAUCUGCUCUACUCCAGAUAUAUCACUGAAGAGAAGAGGCAAGAGCUCGUGCAACAAUACAAGUCUGGAGUUAUCGCGAUUGAACGCUUUUUGGAAAUCAUCUUGAUGAUCAUUCAGCAGCAGACCACUACCACAACCUCAUCAUCAACCAUCACAUGUCAAAUCCCUGAAACAAACGUUGACAGCAGUACCACAAAUACUACCAUCACCACCACAGUUACAGAGACCGAAACCUUUCAUGGUAUUAGAAAGGAUGUCAGUGCUACAGAGUUGCUAGAAUCUAAAAUCAUUGACGAAGACAUCUACAAAGAACUGAAUGCAGGAACCAUCACAGUUGAGGAGGUCAGUGAAAUGGACUCUGUCCGUCGGUAUCUGGAAGGGACCAACUGCAUUGCAGGAGUGUACCUGCAGUCCACCAAAGAGACCCUGAGCAUCUUUGAAGCCAAGUCCAGAGGCCUGCUGACUCCUGGAACGUCUCUUGUGCUCCUCGAGGCCCAAGCUGCCACUGGCUUUGUCAUUGACCCAGUCAACAACAAGAAACUCUCAGUAGACGAGGCUGCAGCUCAGGGUGUGGUUGGCAGAGAAUGGCAAAAGAAGCUGCUCUCGGCAGAACGAGCCGUCACAGGGUACAAAGACCCUUACACCGAAAAAACAAUCUCCCUGUUCCAAGCGCUGAAGAAAGACCUGAUCGUCAAAGAUCAUGGAAUUCGCCUUCUGGAAGCUCAAAUUGCCACAGGGGGCAUCAUUGACCCAGUUUACAGCCACAGAGUUCCAGUGCAGGUGGCUUACCAAAGAGGCUACUUUGAUGAAGAAAUGAACCAGAUUCUGUCCGACCCAGAUGAUGACACUAAGGGAUUUUUUGAUCCAAACACACAAGAGAACCUCACUUAUCUCCAGUUGGUCGAGAGGUGUAUCACAGAUCCCAUCACUGGUCUUAGCCUGUUGGUUAUUGUGAAGAAAGGGGAGUUUUACUUCUUUGUUGAUGAGGCCACAAAACUUAUCCUGAAAUCAAGGACAACCACUAAAGCAGGAGGAAAGUACCAAGGAACCACGGUGUCACUGUGGGAUCUGCUCUACUCCAGAUAUAUCACUGAGGAGAAGAGGCGAGAGCUCGUGCAACAAUACAAGUCCGGAGUUAUCACGAUUGAACGCUUUUUGGAAAUCAUCUUGAUGAUCAUUCAGCAGCAGACCACGACCACAACCUCAUCAUCAACCAUCACAUAUCAAAUACCUGAAACAAACGUUGACAGCAGCACCACAAACACUAUCAUCACCACCACAGUUACAGAGACCGAAACCUUUCAUGGUAUUAGAAAGGAUGUCAGUGCUACAGAGUUGCUUGAAUCUAAAAUCAUUGACGAGAACCUCUACAAAGAACUGAAUGCAGGAACCAUCACAGUUGAGGAAGUCAGUGAAAUGGACUCUGUCCGUCGGUAUUUAGAAGGGACCAACUGCAUUGCAGGAGUGUACCUGCAGUCCACCAAAGAGACCCUGAGCAUCUUUGAAGCCAAGUCCAGAGGCCUGCUGACUCCUGGAACGUCUCUUGUGCUCCUCGAGGCCCAAGCUGCCACUGGCUUUGUCAUUGACCCAGUCAACAACAAAAAACUCUCAUUAGACGAGGCUGUAGCUCAGGGUGUGGUUGGCAGAGAAUGGCAAAAGAAGCUGCUCUCGGCAGAACGAGCCGUCACAGGAUACAAAGACCCUUACACCGAAAAAACAAUCUCCCUGUUCCAAGCGCUGAAGAAAGACCUAAUCGUCAAAGAUCAUGGAAUUCGCCUUCUGGAAGCUCAAAUUGCCACAGGGGGCAUCAUUGACCCAGUUUACAGCCACAGAGUUCCUGUGCAGGUGGCUUACCAAAGAGGCUAUUUCGAUGAAGAAAUGAACCAGAUUCUGUCCGACCCAGAUGACGACACCAAGGGAUUUUUUGAUCCAAACACACAAGAAAACCUCACUUAUCUCCAGUUGGUCGAGAGGUGUAUCACAGAUCCCAUCACUGGUCUUAGCCUGUUGGUUAUUGUGAAGAAAGGGGAGUUUUACUUCUUUGUUGAUGAGGCCACAAAACUUAUCCUGAAAUCAAGGACAACCACUAAAGCAGGAGGAAAGUACCAAGGAACCACGGUGUCACUGUGGGAUCUGCUCUACUCCAGAUAUAUCACUGAGGAGAAGAGGCGAGAGCUCGUGCAACAAUACAAGUCCGGAGUUAUCACGAUUGAACGCUUUUUGGAAAUCAUCUUAAUGAUCAUUCAGCAGCAGACCACUACCACAACCUCAUCAUCAACCAUCACAUAUCACAUACCUGAAACAAACGUUGACAGCAGUAUCACAAAUACUACCAUCACCACCACAGUUACAGAGACCGAAACCUUUCAUGGUAUUAGAAAGGAUGUCAGUGCUACAGAGUUGCUUGAAUCUAAAAUCAUUGACGAAGACAUCUACAAAGAACUGAAUGCAGGAACCAUCACAGUUGAGGAAGUCAGUGAAAUGGACUCUGUCCGUCGGUAUCUCGAAGGGACCAACUGCAUUGCAGGAGUGUACCUGCAGUCCACCAAAGAGACCCUGAGCAUCUUUGAAGCCAAGUCCAGAGGCCUGCUGACUCCUGGAACAUCUCUUGUGCUCCUCGAGGCCCAAGCUGCCACUGGCUUUGUCAUUGACCCAGUCAACAACAAGAAACUCUCAGUAGACGAGGCUGCAGCUCAGGGUGUGGUUGGCAGAGAAUGGCAAAAGAAGCUGCUCUCGGCAGAACGAGCCGUCACAGGGUACAAGGACCCUUACACCGAAAAAACAAUCUCCCUGUUCCAAGCGCUGAAGAAAGACCUGAUCGUCAAAGAUCAUGGAAUUCGCCUUCUGGAAGCACAAAUUGCCACAGGCGGCAUCAUUGACCCAGUUUACAGCCACAGAGUUCCAGUGCAGGUGGCUUACCAAAGAGGCUACUUUGAUGAAGAAAUGAACCAGAUUCUGUCCGACCCAGAUGACGACACUAAGGGAUUUUUUGAUCCAAACACGCAAGAGAACCUCACUUAUCUCCAGUUGGUCGAGAGGUGUAUCACAGAUCCCAUCACUGGUCUUAGCCUGUUGGUUAUUGUGAAGAAAGGGGAGUUCUACUUCUUUGUUGAUGAGGCCACAAAAGUUGUACUGAAAUCAACAACUACCAACAGAGCAGGAGGAAAGUAUCAGGGAACCACAGUGACGCUGUGGGAUUUGCUCUACUCCAGAUACAUCACUGAGGAGAAGAGGAGGCAGCUUGUACAACAGUUCAAGUCUGGUGCUAUCACCAUUGAACGCUUUUUGGAAAUCAUCUUGAUGAUCAUUCAGCAGCAGACCACUGCCACAACCUCAUCAUCAACCAUCACAUGUCAAAUACCUGAAACAAACGUUGACAGCAACACCACAAAGACUACCAUCACCACAACAGUUACAGAGACCGAAACCUUUCAUGGUAUUAGAAAGGAUGUCAGUGCUACAGAGUUGCUUGAAUCUAAAAUCAUUGAUGAGAACCUCUACAAAGAACUGAAUGCAGGAACUAUCACAGUUGAGGAGGUCAGUGAAAUGGACUCUGUCCGUCGGUAUCUGGAAGGGACCAACUGCAUUGCAGGAGUGUACCUGCAGUCCACCAAAGAGACCCUGAGCAUCUUUGAAGCCAAGUCCAGAGGCCUGCUGACUCCUGGAACGUCUCUUGUGCUCCUCGAGGCCCAAGCUGCCACUGGCUUUGUCAUUGACCCAGUCAACAACAAGAAACUCUCAGUAGACGAGGCUGCAGCUCAGAGUGUGGUUGGCAGAGAAUGGCAAAAGAAGCUGCUCUCGGCAGAACGAGCCGUCACAGGGUACAAAGACCCUUACACCGAAAAAACAAUCUCCCUGUUCCAAGCGCUGAAGAAAGACCUGAUCGUCAAAGAUCAUGGAAUUCGCCUUCUGGAAGCUCAAAUUGCCACAGGGGGCAUCAUUGACCCAGUUUACAGCCACAGAGUUCCAGUGCAGGUGGCUUACCAAAGAGGCUACUUUGAUGAAGAAAUGAACCAGAUUCUGUCCGACCCAGAUGACGACACUAAGGGAUUUUUUGAUCCAAACACGCAAGAGAACCUCACUUAUCUCCAGUUGGUCGAGAGGUGUAUCACAGAUCCCAUCACUGGUCUUAGCCUGUUGGUUAUUGUGAAGAAAGGGGAGUUCUACUUCUUUGUUGAUGAGGCCACAAAACUUAUCCUGAAAUCAAGGACAACCACUAAAGCAGGAGGAAAGUACCAAGGAACCACGGUGUCACUGUGGGAUUUGCUCUACUCCAGAUACAUCACUGAGGAGAAGAGGAGGCAGCUUGUCCAACAGUUCAAGUCUGGUGCUAUCACCAUUGAACGCUUUUUGGAAAUCAUCUUGAUGAUCAUUCAGCAGCAGACCACUACCACAACCUCAUCAUCAACCAUCACAUGUCAAAUACCUGAAACAAACGUUGACAGCAGUACCACAAAUACUACCAUCACCACCACAGUUACAGAGACCGAAACCUUUCAUGGUAUUAGAAAGGAUGUCAGUGCUACAGAGUUGCUAGAAUCUAAAAUCAUUGACGAGAACCUCUACAAAGAACUGAAUGCAGGAACUAUCACAGUUGAGGAGGUCAGUGAAAUGGACUCUGUCCGUCGGUAUCUGGAAGGGACCAACUGCAUUGCAGGAGUGUACCUGCAGUCCACCAAAGAGACCCUGAGCAUCUUUGAAGCCAAGUCCAGAGGCCUGCUGACUCCUGGAACGUCUCUUGUGCUCCUCGAGGCCCAAGCUGCCACUGGCUUUGUCAUUGACCCAGUCAACAACAAGAAACUCUCAGUAGACGAGGCUGCAGCUCAGGGUGUGGUUGGCAGAGAAUGGCAAAAGAAGCUGCUCUCGGCAGAACGAGCCGUCACAGGGUACAAAGACCCUUACACCGAAAAAACAAUCUCCCUGUUCCAAGCGUUGAAGAAAGACCUGAUCGUCAAAGAUCAUGGAAUUCGCCUUCUGGAAGCUCAAAUUGCCACAGGGGGCAUCAUUGACCCAGUUUACAGCCACAGAGUUCCAGUGCAGGUGGCUUACCAAAGAGGCUACUUUGAUGAAGAAAUGAACCAGAUUCUGUCCGACCCAGAUGAUGACACUAAGGGAUUUUUUGAUCCAAACACACAAGAGAACCUCACUUAUCUCCAGUUGGUCGAGAGGUGUAUCACAGAUCCCAUCACUGGUCUUAGCCUGUUGGUUAUUGUGAAGAAAGGGGAGUUUUACUUCUUUGUUGAUGAGGCCACAAAACUUAUCCUGAAAUCAAGGACAACCACUAAAGCAGGAGGAAAGUACCAAGGAACCACGGUGUCACUGUGGGAUCUGCUCUACUCCAGAUAUAUCACUGAGGAGAAGAGGCGAGAGCUCGUGCAACAAUACAAGUCCGGAGUUAUCACGAUUGAACGCUUUUUGGAAAUCAUCUUCAUGAUCAUUCAGCAGCAGACCACGACUACAACCUCAUCAUCAACCAUCACAUAUCAAAUACCUGAAACAAACGUUGACAGCAGCACCACAAAUACUACCAUCACCACCACAGUUACAGAGACCGAAACCUUUCAUGGUAUUAGAAAGGAUGUCAGUGCUACAGAGUUGCUUGAAUCUAAAAUCAUUGACGAGAACCUCUACAAAGAACUGAAUGCAGGAACCAUCACAGUUGAGGAAGUCAGUGAAAUGGACUCUGUCCGUCGGUAUUUAGAAGGGACCAACUGCAUUGCAGGAGUGUACCUGCAGUCCACCAAAGAGACCCUGAGCAUCUUUGAAGCCAAGUCCAGAGGCCUGCUGACUCCUGGAACGUCUCUUGUGCUCCUCGAGGCCCAAGCUGCCACUGGCUUUGUCAUUGACCCAGUCAACAACAAGAAACUCUCAGUAGACGAGGCUGCAGCUCAGGGUGUGGUUGGCAGAGAAUGGCAAAAGAAGCUGCUCUCGGCAGAACGAGCCGUCACAGGGUACAAAGACCCUUACACCGAAAAAACAAUCUCCCUGUUCCAAGCGCUGAAGAAAGACCUGAUCGUCAAAGAUCAUGGAGUUCGCCUUCUGGAAGCUCAAAUUGCCACAGGGGGCAUCAUUGACCCAGUUUACAGCCACAGGGUUCCCGUGCAAGUGGCUUACCAAAGAGGCUACUUUGAUGAAGAAAUGAACCAGAUUCUGUCCGACCCAGAUGACGACACCAAGGGAUUUUUUGAUCCAAACACACAAGAGAACCUCACUUAUCUCCAGUUGGUCGAGAGGUGUAUCACAGAUCCUGUCACUGGUCUUAGCCUGUUGGUUAUUGUGAAGAAAGGGGAGUUCUACUUCUUUGUUGAUGAGGCCACAAAACUUAUCCUGAAAUCAAGGACAACCACUAAAGCAGGUGGAAAGUAUCAAGGAACCACUGUGUCACUGUGGGAUUUGCUCUACUCCAGAUACAUCACUGAGGAGAAGAGGAGGCAGCUUGUACAACAGUUCAAGUCUGGUGCUAUCACCAUUGAACGCUUUUUGGAAAUCAUCUUGAUGAUCAUUCAGCAGCAGACCACUACCACAACCUCAUCAUCAACUAUCACAUGUCAAAUACCUGAAAGAAACAUUGACUGCAACACCACAAAGACCACCAUCACCACAACAGUUACAGAGGCUGAAACCUUUCAUGGCAUUAGAAAGGAUGUCAGUGCGACAGAGUUGCUAGAAUCUAAAAUCAUUGACGAGAACCUCUACAAAGAACUGAAUGCAGGAAAUAUCACAGUUGAGGAGGUCAGUGAAAUGGACUCUGUCCGUCGGUAUCUGGAAGGGACCAACUGCAUUGCAGGAGUGUACCUGCAGUCCACCAAAGAGACCCUGAGCAUCUUUGAAGCCAAGUCCAGAGGCCUGCUGACUCCUGGAACAUCUCUUGUGCUGCUUGAGGCCCAAGCUGCCACUGGCUUUGUCAUUGACCCAGUCAACAACAAGAAACUCUCAGUAGACGAGGCUGUAGCUCAGGGUGUGGUUGGCAGAGAAUGGCAAAAGAAGCUGCUCUCGGCAGAACGAGCCGUCACAGGAUACAAAGACCCUUACACCGAAAAAACAAUCUCCCUGUUCCAAGCGCUGAAGAAAGACCUGAUCGUCAAAGAUCAUGGAGUUCGCCUUCUGGAAGCUCAAAUUGCCACAGGGGGCAUCAUUGACCCAGUUUACAGCCACAGAGUUCCAGUGCAGGUGGCUUACCAAAGAGGCUAUUUUGAUGAAGAAAUGAACCAGAUUCUGUCCGACCCAGAUGACGACACCAAGGGAUUUUUUGAUCCAAACACACAAGAGAACCUCACUUAUCUCCAGUUGGUCGAGAGGUGUAUCACAGAUCCCAUCACUGGUCUUAGCCUGUUGGUUAUUGUGAAGAAAGGGGAGUUUUACUUCUUUGUUGAUGAGGCCACAAAACUUAUCCUGAAAUCAAGGACAACCACUAAAGCAGGAGGAAAGUACCAAGGAACCACGGUGUCACUGUGGGAUCUGCUCUACUCCAGAUACAUCACUGAGGAGAAGAGGAGGCAGCUUGUCCAACAGUUCAAGUCUGGUGCUAUCACCAUUGAACGCUUUUUGGAAAUCAUCUUGAUGAUCAUUCAGCAGCAGACCACUACCACAACCUCAUCAUCAACCAUCACAUAUCAAAUACCUGAAACAAACGUUGACAGCAGUACCACAAAUACUACCAUCACCACCACAGUUACAGAGACCGAAACCUUUCAUGGUAUUAGAAAGGAUGUCAGUGCUACAGAGUUGCUAGAAUCUAAAAUCAUUGACGAAGACAUCUACAAAGAACUGAAUGCAGGAACCAUCACAGUUGAGGAAGUGAGUGAAAUGGACUCUGUCCGUCGGUAUCUCGAAGGGACCAACUGCAUUGCAGGAGUGUACCUGCAGUCCACCAAAGAGACCCUGAGCAUCUUUGAAGCCAAGUCCAGAGGCCUGCUGACUCCUGGAACGUCUCUUGUGCUCCUCGAGGCCCAAGCUGCCACUGGCUUUGUCAUUGACCCAGUCAACAACAAGAAACUCUCAGUAGACGAGGCUGCAGCUCAGGGUGUGGUUGGCAGAGAAUGGCAAAAGAAGCUGCUCUCGGCAGAACGAGCCGUCACAGGGUACAAAGACCCUUACACCGAAAAAACAAUUUCCCUGUUCCAAGCGCUGAAGAAAGACCUGAUCGUCAAAGAUCAUGGAAUUCGCCUUCUGGAAGCUCAAAUUGCCACAGGGGGCAUCAUUGACCCAGUUUACAGCCACAGAGUUCCAGUGCAGGUGGCUUACCAAAGAGGCUACUUUGAUGAAGAAAUGAACCAGAUUCUGUCCGACCCAGAUGAUGACACUAAGGGAUUUUUUGAUCCAAACACGCAAGAGAACCUCACUUAUCUCCAGUUGGUCGAGAGGUGUAUCACAGAUCCCAUCACUGGUCUUAGCCUGUUGGUUAUUGUGAAGAAAGGGGAGUUCUACUUCUUUGUUGAUGAGGCCACAAAGGUUGUACUAAAAUCAACAACUACCAACAAAGCAGGAGGAAAGUAUCAAGGAACCACAGUGACGCUGUGGGAUUUGCUCUACUCCAGAUACAUCACUGAGGAGAAGAGGAGGCAGCUUGUCCAACAGUUCAAGUCUGGUGCUAUCACUAUUGAACGCUUUUUGGAAAUCAUCGUGAUGAUCAUUCAGCAGCAGACCACUACCACAACCUCAUCAUCAACCAUCACAUGUCAAAUACCUGAAAGAAACAUUGACUGCAACACCACAAAGACCACCAUCACCACAACAGUUACAGAGGCUGAAACCUUUCAUGGCAUUAGAAAGGAUGUCAGUGCUACAGAGUUGCUAGAAUCUAAAAUCAUUGACGAGAACCUCUACAAAGAACUGAAUGCAGGAACUAUCACAGUUGAGGAAGUCAGUGAAAUGGACUCUGUCCGUCGGUAUCUAGAAGGGACCAACUGCAUUGCAGGAGUGUACCUGCAGUCCACCAAAGAGACCCUGAGCAUCUUUGAAGCCAAGUCCAGAGGCCUGCUGACUCCUGGAACGUCUCUUGUGCUCCUCGAGGCCCAAGCUGCCACUGGCUUUGUCAUUGACCCAGUCAACAACAAGAAACUCUCAGUAGACGAGGCUGCAGCUCAGGGUGUGGUUGGCAGAGAAUGGCAAAAGAAGCUGCUCUCGGCAGAACGAGCCGUCACAGGGUACAAAGACCCUUACACCGAAAAAACAAUCUCCCUGUUCCAAGCGCUGAAGAAAGACCUGAUCGUCAAAGAUCAUGGAGUUCGCCUUCUGGAAGCUCAAAUUGCCACAGGGGGCAUCAUUGACCCAGUUUACAGCCACAGAGUUCCAGUGCAGGUGGCUUACCAAAGAGGCUACUUUGAUGAAGAAAUGAACCAGAUUCUGUCCGACCCAGAUGACGACACCAAGGGAUUUUUUGAUCCAAACACACAAGAGAACCUCACUUAUCUCCAGUUGGUCGAGAGGUGUAUCACAGAUCUCAUCACUGGUCUUAGCCUGUUGGUUAUUGUGAAGAAAGGGGAGGUCUACUUCUUUGUUGAUGAGGCCACAAAGGUUGUACUGAAAUCAACAACUACCAACAGAGCAGGAGGAAAGUAUCAGGGAACCACAGUGACACUGUGGGAUUUGCUCUACUCCAGAUACAUCACUGAGGAGAAGAGGAGGCAGCUUGUACAACAGUUCAAGUCACGUGCUAUCACCAUUGAACGCUUUUUGGAAAUCAUCUUGAUGAUCAUUCAGCAGCAGACCAAUACCACAACCUCAUCAUCAACCAUCACAUGUCAAAUACCUGAACGAAACAUUGACAGCAACACCACAAAGACCACCAUCACCACCACAGUUACAGAGACCGAAACCUUUCAUGGCAUUAGAAAGGAUGUCAGUGCUACAGAGUUGCUAGAAUCUAAAAUCAUUGAUGAGAACCUCUACAAAGAACUGAAUGCAGGAACUAUCACAGUUGAGGAGGUCAGUGAAAUGGACUCUGUCCGUCGGUAUCUGGAAGGGACCAACUGCAUUGCAGGAGUGUACCUGCAGUCCACCAAAGAGACCCUGAGCAUCUUUGAAGCCAAGUCCAGAGGCCUGCUGACUCCUGGAACGUCUCUUGUGCUCCUCGAGGCCCAAGCUGCCACUGGCUUUGUCAUUGACCCAGUCAACAACAAGAAACUCUCAGUAGACGAGGCUGCAGCUCAGGGUGUGGUUGGCAGAGAAUGGCAAAAGAAGCUGCUCUCGGCAGAACGAGCCGUCACAGGGUACAAAGACCCUUACACCGAAAAAACAAUCUCCCUGUUCCAAGCGCUGAAGAAAGACCUGAUCGUCAAAGAUCAUGGAAUUCGCCUUCUCGAAGCUCAAAUUGCCACAGGCGGCAUCAUUGACCCAGUUUACAGCCACAGAGUUCCAGUGCAGGUGGCUUACGAAAGAGGCUACUUUGAUGAAGAAAUGAACCAGAUUUUAUCCGACUCAGAUGACGACACUAAGGGAUUUUUUGAUCCAAACACACGAGAGAAUCUCACUUAUCUCCAGCUGCUUGAGAGGUGCAUUACAGAUCCCAUCACUGGACUAAGUUUACUACCCUUGAUGAAAAAGUAAAAGUCUGUUUACGUUUUUGUGCUUUGUCUUAAUUAGUCCUGCUGUGAGCAUUUAUAUUUUUUCACUCAUGAACCUUUAAUCAUAGUUUUUUAUGUUUUAUACUAAUAUGCAAGAAACCUGUGCUAGAUUUACUCAAGUUGAUGAAACCUAGUUUGCCUGUACUUUGUAAAUAAAUAUGUGGCCUAAUAAACAUGCAUGUGAGGAUUA
This is a messenger RNA of Syngnathus acus (greater pipefish), 13617 nucleotides long. RefSeq names its product epiplakin 1 (gene eppk1). Gene Ontology annotation, cellular component: cytoskeleton; cell junction; membrane. Gene Ontology annotation, biological process: wound healing; intermediate filament bundle assembly. Gene Ontology annotation, molecular function: structural molecule activity; keratin filament binding. NCBI's taxonomy places the organism in Eukaryota, Metazoa, Chordata, Actinopteri, Syngnathiformes, Syngnathidae. The record is from RefSeq and is a predicted model, not a curated record. The transcript is spliced from 2 exons. Bases 1 to 13410 code for a protein of 4469 amino acids.